Bacillus rossius redtenbacheri is the source of this 1648-nucleotide messenger RNA. It is a transcript of the gene Yeti, whose product is annotated as craniofacial development protein 1. The record is from RefSeq and is a predicted model, not a curated record. Bases 166 to 921 code for a protein of 251 amino acids. NCBI's taxonomy places the organism in Eukaryota, Metazoa, Arthropoda, Insecta, Phasmatodea, Bacillidae. The transcript has 8 exons.
UUUCUGAUUGUCAUAGAAAAUCACAUAGAGUAAAUAAAGUAUCACACAGUUUUAAGUGUCGAAUGUUGUGUAAUUUUAUUAUUUGUUGUAGAUGCAUUAUUUGGAGUAGGUAACGUAUUACAAGUUGCUGGUGAUUUUAGUUUCUAUCUAAUUUUGUGGCGCAACAUGGAGCUAUCGCAGUUCGCAAAGGAGCAGCCCAGCCUGCCAUCUGACAGUGAUGAGAGUGAUGAGGACUACGCCCCCUCGGGAGCGGAGAGCAGCUCUGACGACGGCAGUGAUGCUCAGGCGGCCGUCAGCGGCGAGGGCUCCGCGUCGGAGGGGGAGGGGCGGCCGCCCGGCAAACGCACCCACUCCAAGCGGCCCCCUGCCACCUCCAAGCGCAGGAAGAAGUCAGCACACAGGGGUGCGAGGCAGGAGACUGAUGCCAAGGGGGAGGCUUCGGCGCGGGCAUCGGCUCCAGACAGCACGCCAGUGAGUGAGGAGGAGCAGAAGAAGAAGGCGGACACACUGUGGCAAGACUUCAAGAGUGGGCCAAGUGAGACACAGGCAAGCAGAGCGCUGACCAAUGGGGCGCAGCAAGCGGCGGGUCCCAGCACUGUCACCGUCACCCAGGUGUACAAGUUCGCUGGUGAGGAGGUGAGCGUGCAGAAAGAGGUGGCUGCGCGAAGUGCGGGGCGCGGCCGAGCACGCGGGCUGGCCUCCGUGCUGGGCCAGCUGGGGCGCAAGUCCAAGAUGGGCACGCUGGAGAAGUCGCGGCUAGACUGGGACCGCUUCAAGCAACAGGAGGGCAUCGUGGAAGACAUACAGACCUUCAACCGUGGCAAGGACGGGGGCUGGAGAUUUGCCAACUGUCAGAACAUUGAGAGAAAAGUUCCUGGAGCGACAGGACUUUCUGCAGAGGACGGACGUGCGGCAGUUUGAGAUAGAGCGCGCUCUGCGUACCACGCGCCGCAGCAACCGGUGAAACUCGACCGCCAGUAGCUGCUGGCUGUCCCCGUGUUGACUCGAAGCCCUUGACAUCCCAAUCUGGUUCCCAACGCACUGCCUCCUGGGUAGCGUGUUAAUGCAAGCAUAGUUACAGUUACGUGAAGACUGUGUGUGCAGGCUCGGACUGUGUCCCAACAGUACCACCGUGCUCACGCUAGCACACAGAAUACAUGCAUCUCGCAACGAGCAUACACCUCAUUGUUGUGUGCAUUGUACAAUUUUUAGUUGCACAAAUGGCUGCCGUUUCUCUGAAGAAAAUUAGCAACUUGCUAUUUCAUCCAUGAAAAAUAUCACUUUUUCUGGUUGUAUAAAAAAAUAAUAUUGUCCGUAGUACAAUAAGCAUUAUUCCAGGCAGACUUGUGCAUCAUCAAGAAAUGUAAUAGAACUUUGAAACUUCAUUCAUUAUCUGAUAAUUAGUUGUGUUCACCAUUAUUAGAUUUGCGAUGUUUAUGCCUGGCGUUAAGUUAAAUAUUAUGUCUUGUGUGCUCAAGGCUGCAAAUGUGUGUGCGUUUCACGGCAGGUGGCUCAGACUGCAAUCUAACACAUGUUAGGUUUGUCACACAUGAACUCAUGUUCGUAAUGUUUCAACCUCAUUGUCUUUGUGAUAUCAGCAGCACUGUGUAUUGUGAUAAUUGAUGUAUUAAAGAUGUGUGGAAACUGG